Messenger RNA from Nylanderia fulva, 1018 nucleotides. RefSeq names its product UPF0193 protein EVG1. Lineage: Eukaryota; Metazoa; Arthropoda; Insecta; Hymenoptera; Formicidae. The record is from RefSeq and is a predicted model, not a curated record.
UUGAUUGUGGACGAAAUGAUUUGUGAAUAUAUUGAUAGACCUGAUAGAGAUUGAUAGAGCUGAUUAAGUGGUAGUAGUUUGCAAUUUCGAAUUCUAAUUAAUAAAAGUUAGUUCGAUCAAGCUGAGUCAUCUUUCUCAGUAGUCAUAGAAACGUUACGCACACCCCCGAUGUUAUAUUACAAUCAAAGGGAUGAACGUGCACGAGAUUGUCGCUUUAGCAAGCCGCGACUUGACAGCCUGUUCGGUAAAUUAACAUAAUCGCGCAAAUUUGCCUCUUGACAAGUUAGAUUUUAAAAGUAAUGGAUCGAAAAUAUCAGAGAGUCGGUUUGGGCGUGGGUGCCUUUCACAAUCCCCCAAGAGCAAAAUAUAGUGAAGAAACCAGAAAUCUUAUUAAGGUUUUAAUGGAGGAAUCUAAACUAACAAUGUUGCAAAGGAAGACGAUCCAGGAAGCGGUUGACAAGGGCGAAUCCUUACCGUCUUCCAUUGAAAGGACGAAGAAGAGCAAAGAUAAAAUCGAAGAUAAUCGAGUUAAAUCGUCUAGUGCUUGGAGGAGACGUUCACAGGACACGAUUAUAAGCAGCGGUGCUUACGAGAGAGAACAAUACAGGAGGACAGUGCCUCUACCCAAUAAGGAAAAACAAAAACGUCACUUGGCAUGCAUGAUGGCUUAUGGAAAAGAUAUGCCAGAGACGCCUCAUGGUCCCAAGAUCCUUCAUAAGAUUAGACGAGAGCCACAAAUACCAGAAAGUAUGGAUUUUGUAAACGAUUUGGUACAAGGAAUUCGGGAGAGGAUGAAUUUUCUGCAUGACAUGGAAAAUCUUGGAAUGGCAAAAAAAUAUCGGCCUAUAAUACAACAGGAGAUAGCACAGAAGAUACGAAUGAUCGAGUCACUAGAUAAACAAACCUCGGAGGAAUUGCAAAAGGAAAUUUGCAAAUCUAAAUAUGAAAAACCACCGCCAAAACCAUUUCCGCUUGGAGAAUUAGAAGAAAAUUAAUCUCCAUAAAGUAAUUCAACCGU